Messenger RNA from Syngnathus typhle (broad-nosed pipefish), 2972 nucleotides. It is a transcript of the gene ggt5b, whose product is annotated as gamma-glutamyltransferase 5b. The record is from RefSeq and is a predicted model, not a curated record. Gene Ontology annotation, biological process: leukotriene D4 biosynthetic process; inflammatory response; glutathione catabolic process. NCBI's taxonomy places the organism in Eukaryota, Metazoa, Chordata, Actinopteri, Syngnathiformes, Syngnathidae. Bases 160 to 1824 code for a protein of 554 amino acids. Gene Ontology annotation, cellular component: plasma membrane. Gene Ontology annotation, molecular function: leukotriene-C(4) hydrolase activity; glutathione gamma-glutamate hydrolase. The transcript is spliced from 12 exons.
UGUUCCCGUGACAACCCCAUGAACUUCAUUCAGUGCACAUCAGCAGCAGGAGCAGCCAGAUAAUAAUAAUAAUUCAUUAAAUUUGUAUAGCGCUUUUCAAAAGUCCAAAGACGCUUGACAGAUGUCAAGUGAGUGACCUUGCGUUGCCCUUUGACUGAGAUGGGCAAAUCCAAGUGGUGCUGCUGCCUGGCGAGCACGCUGCUAUGCAUAGUGGCACUCGUGUGCGUGUGCGUGGCCACUCUGAUGUUCACGUCGUGCUCGGGCGGAUUCCGGCACGCUGCCGUGGCCGCAGACUCGCUGCUUUGCUCUCAGGUUGGCAAGAACAUGCUGCAGCAGGGCGGCUCGGCAGUGGACGGCGCCAUCGCGGCCCUCCUGUGCACCGCCGUGGUCUACCCUCAGAGUAUGGGACUCGGUGGAGGCUCUGUAGUAACAGUUAGAAAUAAAACAGGUAAGGUGACGGUGUACAACUUCCGAGAGACUGUCCCACGCAAUUUUAAAAGCAACCUGUUGGAUGACUGCACUGGCUCAAAAAAUAUGGCAGGUAGUCAGUGGAUUGGAGUUCCCGGUGAGCUCCGGGGCUACGAGGCCCUUCACAAGCGCUAUGGCAAGCUGCCGUGGUCCAAGCUCUUCGAGGAGCCCGUAAGAUUGGCCAGAGAGGGCCUCCAGGUGCCUCCUCACCUGGGGAAGAUUCUUGCCAUACCCAAUGUGAAAAGAAGAAUAGAACAAUCAUCCCUCUGUGAAGUUUUUUGCAACAACAACAAGAGUGUUCUUGAGACAGGAGACGUAAUCAAGUUUCCUCAACUUGCUGAGAGCAUGGAGACAAUUGCCAAGAAAGGAGCGGAUGUUUUCUACAUUGGCGAGAUGGCCUUGGAUUUAAUUCACGACGUCAAAGCCGCAGGUGGGACAUUAGAAAUGGAGGAUCUGAGGUCUUACCAGACAAGGGUGGUGGACCCGUGGACAGUUCCUCUGGGGGACAUGCUGAUGCACAUCCCUCCACCGCCUGCUGGGGGCGCCCUGCUUGCCUUUAUCCUCAAGAUCAUGCAAGGGUUCUCCAUGACACCACAUUCCCUGGAAGGGGAAGGAAAAAUUCAGUUUUACCACCAUUAUAUAGAGGCCGUCAAAUUUGCCAAUGGCCAGCGAAGGAGCAUUCGUGAUCCUUUUUUCAACAGUGAGAAGAGUGCAGAGCAUCUGAUAGAUCCCGACUUUAUCGAUCAUAUCAGGACAAUGAUUUCUUCCAGCGGCACUCACCCGCCGUCGUAUUACUCCAACGUCAAGCCGCCGCCCGAUCACACGGGAACGUCGCAAGUAUCCGUGCUGGAUGAAGACGGACUGGCCGUCUCUGCCACCAGCACCAUCAACCAUCUAUUCGGAGGAGGCGUUUACUCCCCACGUACGGGGAUCAUCCUUAAUAAUGAGCUGGCUGACUUCUGCGGGAAAGUAGACACACUGAAGCCUGGUGAGCAGCCUCCCUCCUCAAUGACACCAGCAAUACUAGAGUCCAAAUCUGGGGGGCUUCUUGUGAUUGGUGGAGCAGGGGGAAGCAUGAUCACCGGUGCAGUGGCCUUGUCUGUAAUAAAUCACCUGUGGCUAGGAAUGAGUCUAAAAGAAGCGAUCGACGCUCCCAUUGUAUUUGUGGAUUCCAAGAAUAAUGUCAAUUUUCCGCCCACUUUUGACCAGUCUGUAAUCGACGGCCUCAAAGCUCUCGGGCAUCAAGUUGGACAAAUGCAGUAUUUUUUUAACAUUGUGAAUGGUGUGGAUAAGGAGAAAGGAUGCAUUAUGGCCGAAUCGGACGCAAGGAAGAACGGGAUGGCAGAUGGAUACUGACUUGAACACGAUUUACAAUUUGCCUUAAAGACUGUCUUCUAUUAUGGUCAAUGAUCAGGUGAACUUUUUUGGGACUUUGUAGAAGAAUGUUUGUGUAUGUUCUAUUAUCUAUUUUUCAUGAUGCCUUUUUAAUAUAUAUUUUUUUAUUUACUAGCAGUGGAAUACAUUGAAUUUAUUUUUGAACAACCAAUUAACACAUGAUUUGUUCAUUGUAAAUGAUAAAACAGUUAUUAUACAAAUGGUCAUUUGAUUAAUUCAGCAUUUAUUUCUGUCAGCAUUUUCACCUUUGGAGUGGAAAGAUGAAAUUAUAUAACCAUUAAUUGACAUUUUUAUGGAGUAGAGAAAUUAUGUUCAGCUACCUUCUAGUUAGGUGAGCAGGGGCCACAUUUACCAAAAAUCACUUGCCCAUUUAGCAUCACGUAUUGCAGAAAAACAACAUAAAAAAUACAGUGAUAAGAAUUUGAACAUACCUCAUGAGUGUUGUCACCACAGGUGUCAAAGAUGUUGCACGGCGUUCUGCUUGUGCUGCAAGUCACACAAGCACAUUUACUGUUAACAAAUACAAAUGUGCCUCAAGAAAAUGUCUGAAAAUUGACCCACCGGAAAGAAAUCGUUUUUCUUUACUCUUAUUAUUAGUAUUACUUUUUUUUGGUUCAGGUCAGGGCCUGUGGUGUCCAUAUACAAUGCUACUCCACCAUUCCGGAAGCUAAAAAUAUGACGGUGUUACAGAAAAUGGAUGGAAGGAUGGAAAACCAGCCUUCUUUUAUAAACUUUAACAAGAUAAAUGAACUCAAACCCCCAAAAAGGCUCAGAACAAUGAAAAUGUAUCUAUUUUAAUUUUUAGCAGAUGAAUAUGUACACAUUUAAGUUCACCAUGUAGCUUCAGGCAGCGAGCAAAGCAAAUACUGACAUAGUAUUCUGUCAAGGCAAGUUCCAGCAUCAAUAAACAAACAAAAAAAAAAUAGUCACAAUUUUGUUCCACAUACAAUAUGAUGUCAUUGGUCCACAUGUAAUCAUUUUAUCUGGAAAAUAAAAACACUAGUGUUCUCUUAUAGGUCGAUAUAAGAAAUACAAUCAGCAGUUCUCAUCUUUGCACGAGGGGGUGAGGGGUAGCAGCCAAAAGGAAGAGAACUAAAAAAAAAAAAGAG